UUUUUUUGUCCCCAGCAUUUUAUUUUUUACUCAGUAACGGUGAGAUUUCAAUGUAGUGAAGUAAAAUACUUUAGUCAAAAUGUACUUAAGUAAAAGAAAAAUGACUUAUUUUAAAAACUACUUAAAAAAUUACAAAUUACUAAUAAAAUCUACUCAAUUAAAAUAAUGUGAGUAAAUGUAAUUAGUUACUUUCCACCUCUGGGCGAGGGGUAUCAGUGCACAGGGGUGUGGAGUGUGGUUAUAAAUGGUGUUGAAAUUAGUUAACAUUAUAAAAUGGAGACAAUAUUCCAAUAUCUUAACAUCAGCUCUCAUUAUUAUCGUGAUGCAAGUACCGAUUUCCAUCAGCACAAGGCGUCUGUGAGCUGAUGUAUUGGAACCGAGUCGCUGCGAUUUCCUACGAGCACACUGUGAUGCUACUCAGCAAAGCUGCAUCAGCAGCAGUUUGAAAAGAGGCGGUGGCAGCAGCUGAUUGGGUUACUGACCACUAACCCUUUUGUAACUUAGUUUUUUUAACUGUUGUCUUGAUUGUUAAGCUCAGUGGUUUAGUCAUUUUAGCCUGGGCAGAGACUCCAGCACUUUUCUGAUUGAAUUUCCAUUUUCCACUUUAAUGCAACCUUCACACAUUUCUAUUAGGAGAAACGGCUGAGCAGAAUUGCAAAUUGUUGGUUGUCAGAUAUUGAAAAGCGCUGAUUUGAAUGAUACGGCUCUCAUUGCUUUAAAGCUCUCAGGUUGAGGAAUUGCUUUAUGAAUUAUGAAUUUUAUGCAAUGUGGAUGAGGCUUGCUUCUACAUGAUGACUGUUGGUAAUUUGAACUAGUGCUCUUGUCGGAGUGUUAUUUAUUAUCAGCCUUUCUGUAAUGUGUCAGGACUGGACAGUUUGAAAGCAGCCUGUGUAAUCACAGCUAGUGGCUCUCUCUAGUAUCCCUUUCUCACUCACCCUCCUCCUCCUCCUGCUCCUCCUUGUUCUCAUGCUGCUUCGCUUCCCCUCCCUCUCGCGCUUCUGAAAGAACAGAGAUACGCUACAACAGCGUGCAACAGUCAGCGCUAACUGAGAGCGCACACAGGUCCAUUUAUCUACUUCUUCAAGUCAACCAAAGUUAGAGGAGCGUUCCGUGAGAGGAAAACAAAGCUUCAUCAUUUUGUCAAAAGUUUGGAGCACAUUGCAGCUUUCUUCCAGUGUCCGUCUGUCCCAGUCCAUCCCAGCACAUCUCUGCGUAUCUCAGCGUUUCCCAGUGAGGGUGGAAAGGGAAAGGACUCGUUUAAUCUCUUCUUGUGAGGAAGGUACAGGUUUUCAGAAGCAAAAUACACUCCAGCAGGACUUCUGAAGGACUGAGCUCAGCAGAGAAAGAGAAAUAGGGGAAGCAAGAGACAGAGAACGAGAGAGAGAGGGAAAAAGAGAGAGAAGUGGUAAAAUGGGCGCACUAAUGGUCAUCUUCUCUCUCCAGCCGAAACAAAAGAGAAAAAGGAGAGACAGUGUUGAGGAUGAGCUGGAGCUGUCGGCUGUGCGUCACCGGCCCGAGGGCCUGGAGCAGCUGGAGGCUCAGACACGCUUCUCACGCAAAGAGCUGCAGAUCCUCUACCGUGGCUUCAAGAACGAGUGUCCAAGUGGCGUGGUCAAUGAAGACACGUUUAAGGACAUUUACUCUCAGUUCUUCCCACAAGGAGAUGCGUCCACAUAUGCACAUUUUCUCUUUAAUGCGUUCGACACAGACCACAACGGCUCCGUGAGUUUUGAAGAUUUUGUAAUGGGCCUAUCCAUUCUCCUCAGAGGCACCGUCCAGGAGAAGCUCAACUGGGCCUUUAACCUGUAUGAUAUUAAUAAAGAUGGAUAUAUAACAAAAGAGGAAAUGUUAGACAUCAUGAAAGCCAUCUAUGACAUGAUGGGAAAAUGCACAUAUCCUAUUCUCAAAGAGGAAACUCCAAGACAACAUGUGGAGAUAUUUUUCCAGAAAAUGGACAAGAAUAAAGAUGGAGUGGUCACCAUAGAUGAAUUUAUAGAUUGCUGCCAAAAUGAUGAGAACAUCAUGAGAUCGAUGCAGCUUUUUGAAAAUGUCAUUUAAUACCUGAAUGGACACAAAGUCUCUGGUGGCUGGCCAGCUCUGACCGGGACCCUCCAGCUCCACACGCCCUGAUCUCCUCAUUAAGACGAAUGCAUCCGAAUGAGAGUCACACAAUCCAUCCAUAAAACGCCAUUCUCUGGGACUCAAAUCCACUUCCUGUCAUAUUUAAUUAAAUAACGGUUUCCUCCUCCACGCUGUUAUUAGUAAAGGAUGCAGUACAAUGCACUCACCAUUUCUCAUCAAAUACGAGGGCAUGCUGGGAAGGAAUUCUAUUAAAGGGCCCAUAUUCUCCUUUUUUUUUUUUAGUUUUUUUUCUGUACUCUAUUGAUUUGACUUAUGACGUUUCUGUGGAUUUAUACAGCAAAAACAGCUGUAAUUCGUUUGUACGUGAGCUUUUUCUGACUACUCUUUACCCUGCAUAGACAUGCUGUUUUUGUUGUCCAGCCAAUAAGACUGAAGAUAUGUAAAUGUCCUCUGUUUUGAUUAGCUGCUUUGUAUUAUGCUCUGUGUGUUAGAAAAGGUUGAAACACUUAUCUCACAACAUCAAUGUGAGUGAGUAGAGCAAACCUGCUUUAGUUCUGUAGGAAAAGAAUGCAUAAAGUCACCAUCAGAGCGGUGAAACCUGUUUCUCCAAAAUAUGAUUUGCACUUGAUAUACAUUUAAAUGUAUUCAUGCAUUAAAUGAAGCAUUUCUAUUGAUCCAUUCAACAUAGAAUUGUUUAAUAAUAGCGUUGUCACAAAAAAAACAGAAGAGUGAGAUACAAGGUUUUUGUUUGACAGCUAUGAGAUAUAUAUGUAUAAAAACUUUUGGAUUUUGUGACAUCCGCACUAAGACCCUGUUUACACCUGAUUACUAUACGUGACUAGUAUUGUAUGCUGAUUAGAAUUUAACCACAAGGAUUUAAUUCAGUUUAAUUCAAAUGUAUUUAUGAAGUGCGUUUCACAGCAGAUGUUGUAACACAGCAGCUUUACAGAGAUACGGGUCCGAGCCUCUUAUGUGGUUGUGCUGUUCACACUAUAUGACUGAUCGGGAAACCACCUUGGGAAAUCACUGAUUCCUCUGGCAGUAUUUCAGAAACACGUUUCAUCACAAGAACACAGCAGAACUAAACACACAGGAGAACUAGUGAUGUCAAGCCAGGUAAUCUCUAGAGAGGAGAAUACCCACUUGAAGUGAGUCUAAAAUGAAUUUAUAUGGUUUAUAUGAAGCAACUGAACAAAAUCAGAGUUUAUUAUUUUAAAAUGUGUUCAGACUCUCCAUAAACAGCAUUGGUCAUGCAAAAGAUGUGUUUGGACCUGUGUUCCUCUCUUUCUGAGUGAUCCCAUUGGCUCGGCAUGACUCAGCGAGCGUUCUUCACUGAGCGAGCGCCGAGAGAUCCUCGAUUAA
Molecule: messenger RNA, 3444 nt
Organism: Astyanax mexicanus (Mexican tetra)
Lineage: Eukaryota; Metazoa; Chordata; Actinopteri; Characiformes; Acestrorhamphidae
Gene: kcnip4a
Product: potassium voltage-gated channel interacting protein 4a
Exons: 8
Coding region: 1411-2058 (215 amino acids)
Biological process (GO): regulation of potassium ion transmembrane transport
Cellular component (GO): voltage-gated potassium channel complex
Molecular function (GO): calcium ion binding; potassium channel regulator activity
Source: RefSeq, a predicted model, not a curated record